Eucalyptus grandis is the source of this 435-nucleotide messenger RNA. RefSeq names its product auxin-responsive protein SAUR21-like. Lineage: Eukaryota; Viridiplantae; Streptophyta; Magnoliopsida; Myrtales; Myrtaceae. The coding region runs from base 1 to 435 and encodes 144 amino acids. The transcript has a single exon. The record is from RefSeq and is a predicted model, not a curated record. Gene Ontology annotation, biological process: response to auxin.
AUGAAUAAACAUCGAGUUGGCGGGUGGCCCAAGAACAUGCUCAAGCAAUGGCUACGGUCGCCUCCACAGCAUCACCGCCACCAGCCUCCUCCUCAUGCGUCCAGGAAACCGCAGGGAGACAAUUUGACGGAAUCAUUGCUCGCCAUGGAGUUCUGGGACGACAGGAGGCCACCGGGAAGAGUGCCAAAGGGGUCCCUGGUGGUGUACGUCGGGCCAAAGCUGAGGAGGUUUGUGAUCCCGGCAAACUACCUGUCAGCACCGGAGUUCAGGACUUUGAUGGAACGGGUGGCCGAGGAGGUCGGGUUCGAGCAGGAGGGGGGGCUUCAGAUCCCUUGUUGUGAGGAAGAAGAUUUUGAGGAAAUCCUGGCCAGGUGCAGGGCAUUCCCCCAGAUGAUGUCCAAGCCAAAAAGAAAUAGGAGUAAUAGGAAGACUUAA